AAAUUAGGGGUUUUGGCAGUUUCACAGAUUUUUCAAUACCCAAAAAGAACACAUUUUGAUGAGUAAAACACCCACUUACAGCAAUGAUUCCCUCUUUGUAAUUUAUUCAAAUCAUUUCCUUUCUUGGGUCAAUGGAAAAAAAUGAGAUCUUUAAUUGAAAAAUCAUUGUUUUGUGCAGUUUUUUUUUGGUUGGAAGAAUUGUUUGGGACUAAAGAAAAUAGAAUAGAAAAAUGGAACCUUCGUUUUCUGUUCUGAUGGCUCUGUUCCUGGACUUAGCUUCUAAAACAACCACUUUUGCUGUAUCAUCCUUACUGUUUUCAUUAUUUUUAUCAUUAACUUCUGCACACCUACAUCACAUAUUUCUUAGCGUUUGAAUUUCCACUUUUGUUCAGCUCUGCACUGUUCAUCAAUCAAAGCAACAUUCCCUUCGUUAAUUCCCAUGCUUGGAAUACCAUCCAUUUUAACGAUGUUGCGCUCUCUUCACAUUCCAAAAACGUCUCCAAAAUGAAAUGCAUUUGGGGCAGGGUCCGUUAUGGCUUCUCUCCAGUUAAAAAGGGUAAGAACUGCAUGUCAGAUUAUGUUAAAUUAAAUGGAUGCAAAACAAUUGUUUGGUUAUUGAAGGAUAAGGAGUAGAUGCUGCAGUAAUAAAAUGCUAUGAUAGAUCCAUUGGCUGCAUGGGACGCUUAUUUCACCUUUUUGACUUCAAUCAAGGCAGCAUGGCCAGAAAAAUACGUAAACAUAGGAAACAUGAUGAUGGGUUGGAAGCUCCUAGAAAUAGCUUAGAGCUGCAAGUAGGAACUUCUCAGAGUUACAAUGAUGUUGGAGAUAUGUUGGUGGAAGAAGACUGGUCGAGAAAGAACUAUUAUCCAAGUGAGGCUUCAGUGAAGAAAUUGAGCAAUGAGGAUAUAUCCCAACAAACUAAAACAAGGCAAAAUGCACCAAGCAUUGUGGCCCGAUUGAUGGGGAUGGAUGCGUUGCCAGCAGAUACAAAAUCUGCAGUUCAAGUUCAACCUGUUGAGGAAAAGAUUAAUAAAUUGGGUGUCAAGCACUCUGGAAGAAAUGGAAGAAACUCUGUUGCUCAGUUGUCCUCUAAUUCAAGCAAUUCCAGGCAGAUGGAUCUUGACUUAAUCUAUGGUAGUGAAGACAGAAAUGCUGGUAGAUUGAGCAUUGGCCAGAACUUUGGAAGGCCAAAGCCUCGUGAACAUCCUCAAGAAGAGGAACUGCAGAAGUUCAAGAAAGAAUUUGAGGCGUGGCAAGCUGCCAGGUGUAGGGAAUGUUCCAAUAUUGUUGAACAUGGUAGCAUUGAGAGACAGGGACUUCCUGAAGAGAAACACAACAAGAAAAAGAUGGCCACUUUUGCAAGUGCAGUGGAAAAAAUAAGAGACAAGCCCAUAGAACCAGCUGCUGUUAUCUUAAAAGCAAGUUCAGAUGAAAAAAGUGGUCUACAUCAGAACAGACAUAAGAUCAGGUACAUCCCAGAUAAGCAGAAGGAAUGGUUUUCCUCAAGAAGCAGAAGCAUGAGUGCUGACUUUGAGCAGUUUUCCAUGAUAGAUUAUGGCAGAAAACUGGAUACUGCUCCCAGAAGGAUAGUAAUAUUGAAGCCUGGUCCUGAUAGGUUUGGUGAUGACGAAGAGUCUUUGACCAGUUCCUUAGGUACUUUAGAAGAAAGGGGCAAUAUAGAAAAUUUUCUUGAGGAGGUAAAGGAGCGGCUGAAACUGGAACUGCAAGGAAAAACUCCUAAAAGAAGUUCUGUGGUCAGAGGAAGUGGGAUUGAGACCCCUUUUAGUGAAAAGCCAUCAGAUCCAAAACAAAUUGCUAGGCAUAUAGCCAAACAGGCCAGGGAAAAUGUUGGUAGGGAUAUUGGAACAGAGUUGCUUCGUUCAGAAUCAACAAGAUCAUACAGAAGUGAAAUUCAGUACAAUGGACCAGGUUCUCCAGAGUACAUCAACAGAGAUACAAGGAAAUUCUUAUCAGAGAGACUAAGGAAUGUUUUGAACCCAGAAACACAUCUGGAUGCACCCAUAUAUGCCAGGGGCAGCUCUGGAUCAUUUAUGUUUGGUAACAGCAGUAAUGGACUGAAACAAAUGCAAGAGACAGUGCAGUCUAGGAAUGAGCAGAGCUGCUGGGAAAUUGUGAGAGAUGAGAAAGAAAUGCAAACCAGAUCUUUCGGGCAUGGAGAUGAUGAUGGAGUGCUCCACAGGAAAGUGUCACCUAGAAAUCUCAUCAGGUCCUUGUCAGCCCCUGUAUCAGGAACAUCAUUUGGAAAGCUUCUUUUAGAGGACCGCCAUGUUAUCACUGGUGCUCAAAUCAGGAGGAAACAUGAAGGCAUUAAUAAUGUGUCUGUAGAUGUUAGGAAAAGGAAGAAAGAAAGGUUUAACUUUAAAGAAAAAGUUUCAAAUAUCAGGUAUAGUUUCGCUCUUCGACGGAGACUGUUUGGGAAGAAGAUUCAAUCAAUGGUGGAAUCACAAAAUGCUGAUGACAACCUUGUGAAAGAUAUCAUGAGUGGGCCAACUGUUCUUAUGAACUUUAGCGAGAGACUUGAGAACUCCACUGAGGUGCCCCCCAGCCCUGCAUCUGUUUGCAGCAGCACUCAAGAAGAAUUAUGGAGGCAAGUGGAUCAUCUCAGCCCAAUAUCAACACCAGAUGCAACUGGAGGAGAAGAAAAUGACAUUCCACAGGUUUUCAAAGAGAUCAAUUCCAACUUGAAUGAGCUGCGAAGGCAACUGCAUGAACUUGUGUCUGAUAGCACUGGGGAGAGAACAUUCGAAGAGGAGCCUACUGAAUCUGAGAUAAUUGAUAUUGAGGACCAGGCAGAGGCCUACAUAAGAGAUCUGCUUGUUGCUUCUGGUUUGUAUGAUGGAACAUAUGACAAAUCCAUGUCUAGAUGGGACCCACUUGCAAGGCCUAUCAGCAAUACUGUCUUUGAACAAGUGGAAAAAUCUUAUAGAAAACUACCAAAGGAAAAUGAGAGUACUGCAAAUGAUCACAAUGAGAAGAAAGCAGAUCACAAAGUGUUGCUUGAUUUGUUGAAUGAGGCACUUUCAAGGAUACUUGGACCACCUGUUACCAUGUCUAAAUUCAGGAGAAAGCUAAUUAGUUCCUACACAUUGCCACCUCCACACAGAAUGAAGUUGCUGGAUUCUGUGUGGAAGAUUAUCCGUGUCUAUUUAUACCCACCAACUGAUAGGUCCUAUUACUCCCUUGAUGGCAUGGUGGCCCAGGAUUUGGGAUCCACCCCUUGGUUUGGCUUGAUGGAUGAUGAAACUAAUGUUUUGGGAAUGGAGGUGGCACGUCACAUUCUUGAAGAUCUUGUUGGGGAAACAGUGAAGGAUAUGCAUCGAUAACACAAAUAAUAAGGUUUGCAGCAUUCUGGUUCAUCAUUCUUGUUGCUCAGGAGGUUAGAUAUAAGUAGGGAGACACAGUGGAAGCGGCUAUUAAAGGUAACGUAAAUAUGGAGGUAAAGUAUUUGUAUGUGAUUUACAUGAUGAAAUCCUGAACCUGGGAUUGCCAUGUGUGCUUGAUACAAAUUAAUGCUGAUUGUGGAUUGCAUAUCUAUGUACAUAUUUUGUUGGUGGGGAUAUGUCAUAUAGAAGUUUAUGGCAGGUGUACAUUCUACACAUAAUUUUGCUUGUAUAAUGAGGAUCUUUAAGGCAUCUCUUUUUCCCUGUAUAAUGAGGAUCUUUAAGGCAUCUCUUUUUCCCUUGGCCUACAUUUGGAUGUAAUUUGUUCUGUGCAGUAUUUGCAGCCCUUUCUAUUCCAUAUUUUCUGUUCUAGAAAAUUCAGGGAACUGAGUCUAGGAAAAGAAAGCAUCUUUGUCUAC
Rubroshorea leprosula is the source of this 3820-nucleotide messenger RNA. Lineage: Eukaryota; Viridiplantae; Streptophyta; Magnoliopsida; Malvales; Dipterocarpaceae. The record is from the annotation of a GenBank genome assembly.